CCUGUUCAGUACAGGUGGCUGCUUUGAAGACAAGCUGGGUCUGCGCAGCCUUCACUAACGUCACCGUAGCACCUUGCAGUGUGUCUGGUGCCUGUUGCCGUGCACUGGUAGUCCGGGAUAUUGACAGGUUGGAAGGAAGAAAGACGGACUUUCCCAGACGAGGCAGUCAGUUUGACGCCUUUAGGCGCUUCUUUGGUGCGGCGGCGAGUUUUUGGAAGUGAGCAGGAUCCGAGGCACUCUGCGUCGGACUGCAGGCAUAGACCAACCUCGGCAAACUUCCUAUGUGAAUUGUCAGUGUCCGAGGGAGGUUGCUAAGGGUAACUAACCAUGAAUUCGACAAACGUUGAGGAGGUGAACCGGCUCACUGAGAGCACUUACAAGAAUGUUAUGGAACAGUUUAAUCCUGGCUUACGGAAUCUUGUAACUCUAGGCCGAAAUUAUGAAAAGGCAGUUACCGCUAUGGUGUUAGCCGGUAAAGCAUAUUAUGAUGCUGUAGCAAAAAUUGGAGAACUUGCUCUUGCAUCUCUGGUGUCUAAAGAAUUAGGUUUUGUUCUAAUUGAAAUCUCUGAUGCGCAUAAAAGGCUGAAUCAUGAUCUGGAUGAAAGUUUCAAAAAGUUUCACAAAGAAAUAGUAGCUGAACUGGAAAGGAAAACAGACCUAGAUGUGAAAUACAUGACUGCAACCUUAAAGAAAUAUCAGAUUGAGCACCGAAGUAAACUUGACUCAUUGGAGAAGUCUCAGACAGAAUUGAAAAAGCUAAGGAGGAAAAGUCAAGGUUCAAAGAAUGCAACAAAAUACGAAAACAAAGAACAUGAGUAUUUGGAGUCUAUCAAUUCUCGUCAGACUGAUAUUCAGAAGUUUAUUGCUGAAGGUUGUAAGGAAGCUCUUUUGGAAGAAAAGCGACGAUUUUGUUUUCUAGUGGAUAAGCACUGUAACUUUUCAAGUCAUAUGAGUGGCUAUCAUGAAAAGGCCAAAGACUUUCUGACCUCCAAAUUGUGUAACUGGCAAGAAAUGUGCGGUGAUGCCACAAAGGUACCAGAGACUAUAACUACUAUGAUAGAAAAAGUAAAAACACCAAGUUCUACUCCCCUUUCGGUCACACCACAACCUUCUCCAGUGGUCGAUAGAAGGGUAAGCAACACAAGUGAUUCUAUUCUUCCAAGCAGACCACCCCCAGCUCCUUCUUCAAGAGCUACUAUCAGUCCAUUAGUUCAUAUGUUUACUGUUCCACCUGAAUCACAGAAGAGAGCAGAAAAUACUCAGAACAGCCUGCCACAUAAUCAAAGUUUUGGAAAACUACAGAACUCUGUUUCAGUUGCUACUGGAUUAAAUAUGAUGGGCCAGUCCAAGGUGAAGACCAUCUUUCCACAUACAGCAGGGAACAACAAAACACUGAUGAGCUUUGAUGAGGGAGAUAUAAUUACACUUCUAAUACCAGAAGAAAAAGAUGGCUGGUUGUAUGGAGAACAUGAUAACACAAAGGUGAGAGGUUGGUUCCCAUCAUCCUAUUGUAAACAAUUUCUACAGAAAGAACACGACCAGAAUAACAGACAAAGCCUUGUAUCACCUCGUAGUGUCAGCACACUGAAUCUGUCUGACAACAAUGGAGUUUACCUUCCUCCUCCAGAUUACCUGGAUUCAUCGUUAGACAGUGAAGCUACCACAGAUAGCAUGGAUGAAGGAAUGUAUCCUUCACGAAGUGCUGCACACGGACCGCUACCACCUAAGCCAAAUAAUGCAGCAGCAGCUGUACCUCAAGUAAAUGGUAUAAUGAAGCCACCAUUUUUAGGGGGCAGUAAUCCUUUUGCCAGUGUUAAACUAAGACCUACAGUAACAAAUGACAGAUCAGCACCUAUGAUAUGAAAAAAAAAAACAUUCUGGAGGUGAAAUUCAGCACAUCAAAUCCAUAUGUUAGUAAAUGCAACAAAACUAGCAUUAUACUGGUCUUGUUACCAUUCCUCUCUGCAAGCAUCUCCUAAACAAAAUAUUCUUACUGAAAAUAAAUGUACAGUAAAAGCAUAAUAAAGGAACAAUGCAGAUCUUUGUCUGCAAUCUUUCAUUGCCUUAUGAAUGAAUGAAAUAGUAUGAAGGCAAUAAGUUCUGAGAGUAUUUUGGUAUAGUUUGUAUGAUUUUUUUUUUCCAGAUUCACAGUAGAACUGCAUAAGAUAGCAUCUAUAAUACAAGUGUAAGCUUGUUAUUUAGCACAGCUUAAUUUAACUUUUAAUUGUUUUAAAACUCAUUUUUUUCAUAUGAUUUCAUUAUAGAAAUAUGUUGCUUUUGCAGCUGCUAUGUGCAGACUCUUUCAGUCUGUCCAGCUACUAUUUUAAAGUAAUGCUAUCUUAAUGAUGCUCUGUGACUGUUUACAAAAAAUAAUAUUUUAAUUUGUUUAGUAAAACUAAGCAAAUGGUUCUUGAAAAGUUAUGCAGAAAGGAAGGCAGCAGUACAUGAACCUGUUGAACAUUUUGAGCAAACAUUUUGGUUUUAGACUACCAGUUAGGUUCACAGAUGUAAUUUACUUCUGUGAGGUAAAGUAAUCUUUUCUUGUGUAGUUUAGACCAACUUUACGUCUGUAGAAGCUUCUGCAUGAGAAGAGUCCUGAUUGGUAAUUCCUGCUACAAAUUAACACAACACCAAAAAUAAAAUUACAUAACACGGCAAAAUGUUCAGUAGAUCAUGGAUUGGUGCUCUUUCAGUGCAUGUCCUUGUACUUAGCUAAUUUUGGCAGUAAUAAUAUGCAUAAUUCCUGCAUAAAUGUGCUGAUUGUAAUCCAUAAGGAUUCUUCAUUUCUCCACUAAGUUCAACACAAAUGUGUACUUGACUGUAGUACAAAAUUGUAAUUUAAAGCCCGUGUUUCAGCAUGAAAAAGCAGUUAUUUUAAUUUUGCAUCUAUUAGUACAAAUACUAUCUUUUUUAUCACAGUAAGCAUUAUCACUCAGAAAAAAGUGUUUAUCUCUAUUUUCUUUAGAAUCAGACUUUUUACUGCUGAUAAACUUUAUCAUAAAUAUGUUGUUCCACAGCCUGAUGCAAAAAAACUUCUUAGACUAAAGUUUGCCAUUUAGUAGAUUUUUUUCUUCAGAACAGAAUUAAAUGUUUAAGUCAUCAUUCUGUACUACAACAGAGUGUAAAGUAGGCAACAGAUGCGUAGUACCUUUCAUGGGUACUGUCCAGGGGAUUACUGCACUGCUGUUUUAAUGCUGAGUAGGACCGUGUGGUUUUUGCUUGGAGGUAAAAUGAAAAGAGAGUGAGGAAGGACAGAUCUGGAUUUCAGAACACUCAAUCAUCUUUACAAAAAUUCAUGUUGCACCACUGGCCCUCUGUGCAUUUCUAGUAUGAAGUCACAAUGCUGCACAGGCUGUUACUACAAACGGGAAUUAAUUUAUAGCAGAGCACAAGGCACAGGGCCAUAUGAAGCCUGACAGGAAGAAACUGUUAAUAGUGAUGGUACCUCCAGUAAGAAUGAAGGAGAAUUCCAUAAAGUUCCAUUUAAGGUGCAGUUGCUUUAACUAAGUUGACUUGAAGCUAAAAAUCAAAACAUCCCCUUAAAUUUUCUUAUCUUCAAAGAAGGUUGUACUGUAAAUUGUGUCUUUAAUGUUCUGUUUUAUAAAAAGCAAAAGUUCUUCCACUUAUUUAAAAAUAAAUUUAUAGUAUGAACAGUGCGUUACACUAUUAUAAGCUUAUAUGAAUAAAAUAUGCAUACAAGACUGUCCAAAUAUUAUGUAUCGAGUUUUGUAACAAAUGAUGAACUGAAGAGUGCAAUAAACUAUGAAUACGUUAGGUACGUUCCAUUUGUUCAUAAUAAAAGAAAACCAUUUGUGCUAUA
Molecule: messenger RNA, 3820 nt
Organism: Protopterus annectens (West African lungfish)
Lineage: Eukaryota; Metazoa; Chordata; Ceratodontiformes; Protopteridae
Gene: BAIAP2L1
Product: BAR/IMD domain containing adaptor protein 2 like 1
Exons: 14
Coding region: 328-1863 (511 amino acids)
Biological process (GO): plasma membrane organization; positive regulation of actin filament polymerization; actin filament bundle assembly
Cellular component (GO): cytosol; nucleoplasm
Molecular function (GO): protein binding
Source: RefSeq, a predicted model, not a curated record